Messenger RNA from Glycine soja, 1271 nucleotides. Its product is annotated as 2-oxoglutarate-dependent dioxygenase DAO-like. Gene Ontology annotation, biological process: auxin catabolic process. The coding region runs from base 92 to 1042 and encodes 316 amino acids. Gene Ontology annotation, molecular function: dioxygenase activity; indole-3-acetaldehyde oxidase activity. The record is from RefSeq and is a predicted model, not a curated record. The transcript is spliced from 3 exons. Lineage: Eukaryota; Viridiplantae; Streptophyta; Magnoliopsida; Fabales; Fabaceae.
AAUAGAUGGCCAUGUAUAUAAUAUAUAUGUUGUUGGAGUGCAUCUUUGUUCCUUCUAUCAUAUCCCUUUUCCCUUGAUCAUAUCCUUGCCUAUGCACAGGAAAAAAAAAAAAAAAACAAGCAAUAGAGAUAGAAGUAGAACUAUGGAGGAGACUAUUCCAGUGAUUGAUGUGGAGAAGAUUAAUUGUGAGGAAGGGGAAUGCAAGAAGCUAAGAGAGGCAUGUGAAAGAUGGGGUUGUUUCAGGAUCAUUAACCACUCUAUUCCUGCAACCCUCAUGGCUGACAUGAAAAAAGUCAUUGAAGCUUUGCUUGAUCUUCCUAUGGAGAUCAAGAAACGCAACACAGAAUUCAUUGCUGGCAGUGGUUACAUGGCACCAAGCAAAGUCAACCCUUUCUAUGAGGCCUUGGGCCUCUAUGACUUGGCUUCCUCACAAGCUAUGCACAAUUUCUGCUCUCAACUUGAUGCCUCACCUCACCAGAGGCAAAUAAUGGAGGCAUAUGGCCAAGCCAUUCACGGUUUGGCGGUGAAAAUAGGACAAAAGAUGGCUGAAUCUCUAGGCGUAGUAGUUGCUGAUUUUGAGGACUGGCCAUGCCAAUUCAGAAUUAACAAAUAUAACUUCACCCCAGAAGCGGUAGGGUCCUCUGGUGUUCAAAUACACACAGAUUCAGGCUUCCUAACCAUUCUUCAAGAUGAUGAAAAUGUUGGAGGUCUUCAAGUGAUGAACAAUUCUGGCUCUUUUGUGUCAAUCCCUCCUUUCCCAGGGACCCUCCUUGUCAAUCUUGGAGACAUUGCUCGUGUGUGGAGCAAUGGAAGGUUUUGCAAUUUGACACACCGUGUACAAUGCAAGGAAGCGACCAAACGGUUUUCAAUUGCUACAUUUAUGAUAGCACCCAGGAAUAGGAAUGUUGAAGCCCCAGCAGAAUUGGUGGACCAUGAUCACCCCCGUUUGUAUCAACCUUUUAUUUAUGAAGACUAUAGGAAGCUCAGAAUUAGCAACAAGAUGCACAAGGGUGAAGCCCUGGAGUUAUUACGCUUGGCCUAGUCAUAGCAACUAGGAUUUACUUAGUAAUUAGGAAAACUAAUGCCCCCACUUUUCAGAAAUUUAUGUCUUUGUUUGCCAAUUAAUGGGGGAAAUAAGUGACCAACUGCCAAAUAACUCAAAGGCACUUAUGAGGGGGGAAUGAGUAGGUAAACUUUUGAAUUGAAAUGAACUUAUAAAGAUAUUCCCAUUAAAUAAAGUGGAAAACAAAAAUCCUAAUUUCAUGAUCAUA